Molecule: messenger RNA, 447 nt
Organism: Morchella importuna
Lineage: Eukaryota; Fungi; Ascomycota; Pezizomycetes; Pezizales; Morchellaceae
Exons: 8
Coding region: 1-447 (148 amino acids)
Source: RefSeq, a predicted model, not a curated record
AUGACGCUAUAUAAUACCCUCAUACAAGAAUACUGCCUUGGACUCGAAUCCGAAGUGUACAGCUGUCGAUCUGUCCUAGGACCCAUCCUUACUCAGGUGUGGCGUUCCAACUACAUAUCGCGACAACAACGGCUUGUCCCAGGAGACAUUUACAACGGGCUUCGUAGCAACUGCCCGUGUUCCAACUUUCCAGUAAUACUUAAACUUGAGUUACGCCUAGUACAGGCCAUUCCCGUUGUACAGAUGCAGUAUCGGAUAUCACUCGGAUUACUUUUUUUUUUCCGGUUCUCCAAGAUGUUGAGUGCCCUAUGGUCUUUAUAUCCACCAACACUGCAGGCUUUUCCACACGAAUAUCAGCCCCUUGGAUCAGAAACACUACACAUCCCUUACGUUACCUUUGUUCCACGGUCACAGAUCUACAGACAGAAUACUAUCCAUUGGUUAUGA